UCAGUUUCCCAGAAUCCUUCAAAAGAAGGUGGAGUAACAGGCUGUCAUUGGAUGAAGCCGGCCAUCUACGUAGGACUCAACAACCAGGGCAAUGAAAUAUUUCAGACAGAUGGAUCUGUUGAGAGCCUUGUAGUUCAAACGGGCUCUGAAUGUAAUGGAACCAACCAAGCAUGAAGAAAUCAGUGUCCAAGAUGAAACAAUGGACAAAAUGAAAUUUAAGAAGUGCAGCCAAAUUGCUUUUUACAGACGUCAGAAACUCCUGCAUCCUGGGAAGUCCUUGUAUCGAGCACUCCUGGAUUCAGUCACGUUAUCCAAUGACAAUGUCAAAUUUCAAAUCAUCAAUGAGGAGAAUAAGGUUCCUCUCCUAGUAGAAAUUUAUGAAAUAGAAAGCAACAUUUUCAGAGUUAAAAUUAAUGAAGUGGCUCCUCUCAGAAGAAGAUAUGAAGUGCCUGAUGUUCUCAUAAAAGAACCUACCACUAAGAAGCUCUCUAUAACCCAGAAGGAGACAAACAUUCUGGUACUGACAAGCACGAAUGAGGACCACAAGCUUCACAUCACAGCAAAUCCGUUCCAGAUAGAGCUAGAGUCCAAGGAUGAGACCAUACUGAGCAUGAAUUCCAGUGGCCUGUUGUACUUCGAGCAUCUGCAGCCACCACCCAAAAAUAGCAAAACUGCAGCAGAAAACAAGGAGGAUGGAUCAGCUGGCUCUGCUAAGGAAAAUCAAGAAGAUCUGGGUCUCUGGCAAGAGGAAUUUGGCAGUUUUUUGGACAUCAAAGCCAGUGGUCCUAGUUCUGUAGGUUUGGAUUUUUCUUUGCAUGGAUUUGAACAUAUUUAUGGAAUACCAGAGCAUGCAGAAACACUUCUCCUUAAAAACACCAGUGAUGAUGAUGCCUACCGGCUUUAUAACUUGGAUAUCUACGGGCACGAGAUCCAUGACAAAAUUGGCAUUUAUGGGUCAGUGCCCUUUCUCUUAGCACACAAGCCUAACAGAACUUUGGGGAUCUUCUGGCUGAAUUCCUCAGAAACUCUGGUGGAAAUUAGUACGAAAGCUGUGAUGGAGCAUAUACCAUCCAGAUCCCCUCCAGAAACCACUAAGCAGAGAGUGGUGCCUCAAACUGAUGUGCGCUGGAUGUCAGAAAGUGGAAUAAUUGAUGUUUUUCUGCUGAUGGGACCCACCGCUUUUGAUAUCUUCAAGCAGUAUGCACAGCUGACAGGCACUCAAGCUCUGCCUCCAUUCUUUUCCCUGGGCUACCACCAGUGCCGCUGGAACUAUGAGGAUGAGCAGGAUGUGAAGUCAGUAGAUGCCGGCUUUGAUCAGCAUGACAUUCCCUAUGAUGUUAUGUGGCUAGACAUAGAGCACACAGAGGGUAAAAGAUACUUCACCUGGGACAAGAAAAGAUUCCGAAACCCCAGAAGGAUGCAAGAGUUACUCAGAAAGAACAAACGCAAGCUUGUUGUCAUUAUAGAUCCCCACAUUAAGAUUGAUCCUGCAUACACCAUCUACUCUCAGGGCAAAAGCAAGGACUAUUUCGUGAAAGACAGGAAUGGGAAAGACUUUGAGGGUGUCUGUUGGCCAGGUUCCUCUUGUUACCUGGAUUUUACCAAUCCUGAAGUCCGAGAGUGGUAUGCAGAUCUGUUUGCCUUCCAAACAUAUAAGGGUUCUACUGACAUCCUCUUUGUCUGGAAUGACAUGAAUGAGCCUUCCGUCUUCAAAGGGGCAGAACUAACCAUGCAGAAAGAUGCUGUCCACCAUGGCGGCUGGGAGCACCGGGAAGUUCACAACCUCUAUGGAUUUUACCAGCAAAUGGCAACUGCAGAAGGACUCAUCAAGCGCUCUGGAGGAGAAGAGAGACCUUUUGUCCUCACACGAUCUUUCUUUGCUGGAUCACAGAAGUAUGGAGCAGUAUGGACAGGGGACAACACAGCAGAUUGGAGUUACUUGAAAAUCUCCAUUCCAAUGUUGCUCACACUCAGCAUGGUAGGAAUUUCAUUCUGUGGAGCUGAUGUGGGUGGGUUUAUUGGAAAUCCAGAACCAGAACUACUCGUUCGCUGGUAUCAGGCUGGAGCAUACCAGCCUUUCUUCAGAGGCCAUGCCAGCCUGAACAGCAAACGGCGUGAGCCAUGGCUGUUUGGAGAGAAGAAUACACAGAUCAUCAGGGAAGCCAUCAGAGAGCGGUACAGCCUUCUUCCCUACUUGUAUACACUGUUCUACCGGACACAUGCUGAGGCUGAACCAGUUAUGAGGCCUCUCUGGGUAGAAUUCCCUGAGGAACUAGAAACUUUUGGUGUAGAAGAUGAGUACAUGCUGGGAAAAGCUUUACUGGUGUACCCAGUCACUGAACAAGCAGCCACUGAAGUGGAUGUUUUACUGCCUGGAUCAGAUGAAGUGUGGUAUGAUUUUAGAAGAUUUAUUCCAAUGGAAGGUCCAGGAAAACUGAAGAUCCCAGUAACUUUGGAGAGUAUUCCAGUGUUCCAGCGUGGGGGAAGCAUCAUACUCCUAAAGACUGCAGUAGGAAAAUCCACUGAAUGGAUGACGGAUAUUUCUUAUGAACUUCGUGUUGCCCUGGACUCCAAGGACUCUGCAGUAGGUGAGCUCUAUCUAGAUGAUGGGCAUUCAUUUCAAUACCUCCAUAAGAAGCAGUUCCUGUACAGGAAAUUCACUUUCCAUGAGAAUGUGCUCUCUUCCAGCUGUGCAGAUGGAAAUGGACAGUACAGCACCAAAUGUGGAGUUGAACGAGUACUAAUUCUGGGAGUUAGACAGCAGCCUACAUCUGCGAUCAUCAAUUACCAGGAUGGAAAAAACAAAGACAUUAUUUUCACCUAUGAUGACAAGACCUCCACAUUGACUCUGGAAAAAUUAUUAUUAAAUGUUGGCACUAACUGGGAGAUUUGCCUCAAGUGAGAGGAGGAGCCACAUCUUCAAAGAACUUGAGAAUGUUUAAAGAAGGUGGUAUUGGAGGACUUAAGUUGCUCAUGAGUCAAGCUGUCUUGAAGCAUGCGGCUAACCCAGGCUGAUCUUCUAUAAUAUUUUCUUUUGGAGGGAAAAAACAAACAAAAAUAUUUUAGUUAGAUUUGAAAAUCUCAUCCCAAGUCAGUAAAUGGCAAAACUUACAGCAAAUAAGCCUUGAAAGGGGCUCAUCACUGUCCUGCCCAGGCUGGCUUCACUUUGACAAACAAAGUACAUUUUGUACUGGGUUAAGUUGUGCCCGCGUUUGAAGAAGUAACCUGAAUGAGUGUGAUUACUCUUAUUACAAACAGCCCCCUCCCCCCUCCAACCCUUUUCCAUCUUCCUAGGACAAGGAAAGGCCGUUCAGUCUGUCUAAAGGCCAGCUGCUGCAACAGUGAAUAAAAGAGGAUAAUAUGGGAGAUGGGAAAACACUUUAAAUGUUCACUCCUGGACUUCCAAACAUUUGAAAUGUUAAAAGGUCCACAUUUUUGUACAGAAUGACAUCAGUUUGGGGCAUUAGCUCAACCUCCAGAAAACACUUAAAAUAAUAAUUCUUCUUUCUCUCUCCUGUCCCCAGAUUUUUUUUGUAAAGAGUAAAGAGAGUUUCACUCUGAAGAGUGUGGGUGGUGAAAUGCAGAGAAAAAUGAUCUCCAGCUCUUUCCACACUGAAGAGGAAAUGCCACUAGAGCUGUAUGCUGUGCCCAGUAAUCCCACACAGUGCUGUCAGUCAUUUCCACCUGCUGCUGCUUAUUCUCUGGGGAUUUCUGGGGGUGCCAAAUUUCAGUUAAAUCAUGCUCUGACCAUUACAUUUUGACCUACUGAGUAUGAUUGAUUUAGGCCAACUCAUUCUUUACGGGAAUCAAGUAUUCUCUCCCCUUUAUUUUGUGGAAUUAUAUUUCCUUUCACAUGCACCCUUACAAUCACAUGCUCCUUCUAGCAGAUGUGAUUGGCAAAUUUUCCUCAAAACACUCAAGGGGCAGAAACCUGAAAAUUCCAAUUCUCAGGACAUUUGAGCAAAUCUCUGAUGGGUGACCUCAGAUGAAUCCUUUGCUUCCUUGAGCUAUGUAAGAUGGUGAGCUACUUACCAACCUAGGAGGGGCUGACCUCUCUGCCUCCCUUUCCAACCACCCAAAACUCAGAUCAAACCCUUUUCCUCAAAGCUUAAUUUAUCAUUAAAACAAGCCAAAAAAAUGCCUUGGCAAAAGCAGGUGAGAGCAGCAGAUAGACUUUCCUCAAGAGCUCACAUGAUCCCUCUGGCUCUCUCAGAUUUGAUCACUUCCCAGUUGGGUCUGAUAACUGAACAGGACUGAUAGACCUCACUGAUGUGAAUCUUCCAAAGGGCAUAAAUUACCCAAAUAUUGUCUUUAGUUAUGCCAGUGCAUGUGCAUCAAAGAAGGACAAACUAAGCAGACUAAUAAAAUCAUCUCCCAACUCCAGAAAUGGGGUAAAAAGCAAAUGCCCUCUUCUACUAAGAUCUUUUUCUGCACCUGAUGUCUCUCCUCUUCUGUUGAUUGUCUAUGGUGUAAAUCCACCGAUUGCAAUGGAAUAAAUAUGGAU
Messenger RNA from Gavialis gangeticus (Gharial), 4504 nucleotides. RefSeq names its product glucosidase alpha, neutral C (gene GANC). The record is from RefSeq and is a predicted model, not a curated record. Gene Ontology annotation, molecular function: carbohydrate binding; alpha-1,4-glucosidase activity. Gene Ontology annotation, biological process: N-glycan processing; carbohydrate metabolic process. The transcript is spliced from 24 exons. Bases 155 to 2902 code for a protein of 915 amino acids. Lineage: Eukaryota; Metazoa; Chordata; Crocodylia; Gavialidae.